This is a messenger RNA of Acytostelium subglobosum LB1, 693 nucleotides long. RefSeq lists its product as hypothetical. Gene Ontology annotation, cellular component: nucleus; cytoplasm. The record is from RefSeq and is a predicted model, not a curated record. The coding region runs from base 1 to 693 and encodes 230 amino acids. Gene Ontology annotation, biological process: microtubule-based process. The transcript is spliced from 2 exons. Lineage: Eukaryota; Evosea; Eumycetozoa; Acytosteliales; Acytosteliaceae.
AUGUCAACAUUACAAUUCUUUAAGGACAUUGUAGAGGAUGAGGCUAUGAAGCCUUUGUUAUCCAAUGUCGCAGAGAUAGUAUGUUAUGGUAUUGGUAGUCUUGCAUCAUCCAAGAAGUGUCAAGAACAACUAUCUCUAAUCGUAGCACUGAGGCAUCACUUCAAGAUUGAUUCACCAAUGUAUAUAUUCGAUCCAGUGAUGUCAGAGAAUGAUGUUAAGCUGGUGGCACAACUUGGAUUCACAAUGAUCACAAACAAUGAAGAGGCAAAGAGAAAGGUGGCGAUGAAGGAUGGACCAGCAUCAGAAGCAGGAAGAGGCAUUACAAUAUUUUACAUGCCCUUCUGUUCAAGGAAGUUAUACGAUAACUUGUUAUGGGCCAAUUGGUCAUUGGAUGCACUUCAACGAUGUUUCAUCAUGGGCAACAGCUUCAAUCGAUAUAAUGAGUUCCAUCUGCCGCCACAAGAGUCGUAUCGACCCUACAGCUACACGUCCAAGGCGUAUGGACACUAUCAAGAGCAGAUGUUCCCCACCAACUACCCGACCAACCUGUACACAUUCCAUGAACUAUCAUUCCACUGGUUCACACCAUCCCAUCUCCAAUCACUGGACUCAAACUAUUGGCUGUCAUGUCCUGAGCCCCCAUCAAUCACUGAUGAUCCAGAGGUGGUCUCUGCCUCCUCUCAGACCCAAUGA